Seriola aureovittata is the source of this 1314-nucleotide messenger RNA. RefSeq names its product coiled-coil domain containing 25 (gene ccdc25). The record is from RefSeq and is a predicted model, not a curated record. Bases 154 to 777 code for a protein of 207 amino acids. Lineage: Eukaryota; Metazoa; Chordata; Actinopteri; Carangiformes; Carangidae. The transcript is spliced from 9 exons.
UGUACAUGCGAAAAGUGACAGACAGAGUCUGCUGACAGUAACAACGAUCUGUCCGCUCGAAGCUGCUCACAUUAAGUUGUGUUCCUAAUUAUCGUGUUACCUUUCAAACUUCACUCUAUUCAUCUUUUAGUGGGGAGUUUCAAUUCACGUAAAAUGGUGUUUUACUUCACAAGUGCCGUGGUGGAGCCUCCAUACACAAUCUACAUGGGAAAGGACAAGUAUGAAAAUGAGGAUCUUAUCAAGUACGGAUGGCCUGAAGACAUCUGGUUUCAUGUGGACAAACUGUCCUCGGCUCACGUUUACUUGAGGUUGCCAAAGGGUCAUGCCAUAGAUGAUAUUCCCCCAGAGGUGCUGAUAGACUGUGCGCAGCUAGUGAAAAACAACAGCAUCCAAGGUUGUAAGAUGAACAACAUCAACGUGGUUUACACACCGUGGGCCAACCUGAAGAAAACCGGAGACAUGGAUGUAGGACAGAUCGGCUUCCAUCGACAGAAAGAGGUGAAGAUCGUGGCGGUGGAGAAGAAGAUCAAUGAGAUCGUAAACCGUCUGGAGAAAACAAAAGUAGAACGCCUCCCCGACCUGGCGGCAGAGAAAGAGUCGAGAGACAGAGAGGAGAGGAACGAGAAGAAAGCUCAGCUCCAAGAACAGAAGAGGAGAGAGAAGGAAGAGCAGAAGAGGAAAAAAGAGAUGGAGGAUCUCAGGAACUAUACGUCACUGAUGAAGGAUGAAAAUAUGAAGACUAAUGAGGAUGGCUACGAUUCAGAUGACUUCAUGUAAGAGGUGAAGAUGAGUCAGCAAGCAGACAGACUCCUCCUCCACCACUCAGAUCUGCUGUCAGGACGCCCCCCCUGCUGCCAGGACGCUCCCCUGCUGCUUUUGCUUGCUGUAACUCUGCACUGACAUUGGUGAAAAAAUGAUACCAUGAACUUUUGGUCACUUGGAGCAGAAUGCGAACCAGAGAGGGACAGCACCGGGACUUAUUCCACAUGCUGACUGGUUCAGACACUGCUUCCGAACCGAACCACGCUGGCUGACCUCUUCAUCACAGGAUAACGCUGUAGAGGAAGAACAUGAGACGACAGGAAUACUGAGGCUCAUUUUGGGGAGAAACACUCAAAUAGCUGAACAUUGUUUGAUUUGGUUUUCACUGCCAGUGCCGACUGAUGUUGAUGUAUGAUAAAAGUGGUUUCUGUAUAGGUGUUUUAAUAACCCUACAAACCGUCUGCUCACUUUCUUCAUGUGUUCAUUUCUCUGCCUGUCAGAUUUUAUUAAAUAUGAUUUGAUGUAUGAAUUAAACUCACAGUUGGUAAUUGG